Messenger RNA from Pollicipes pollicipes, 1976 nucleotides. RefSeq names its product alanine--glyoxylate aminotransferase 2, mitochondrial. NCBI's taxonomy places the organism in Eukaryota, Metazoa, Arthropoda, Thecostraca, Pollicipedomorpha, Pollicipedidae. The transcript has 13 exons. Bases 301 to 1812 code for a protein of 503 amino acids. Gene Ontology annotation, biological process: glyoxylate catabolic process. Gene Ontology annotation, molecular function: L-alanine:glyoxylate transaminase activity; pyridoxal phosphate binding. The record is from RefSeq and is a predicted model, not a curated record. Gene Ontology annotation, cellular component: mitochondrion.
AUUAAAGCUCUCACUGGCACUUAAGUUUUAGCUCAGUAGUAAAAUUAUGUGAAGUUUAGCUUUGGGCAUUGAAAAGCAUAUUUCUAGUGCUGUUCAUCAGCUUUUGGCACACCAAACUGUUAUUUCCUUACCUCAGUUUUUAGGUAAGUUAGGAUUAUAUAAGCAUAGUGACUCAGAUUGGGUUCCUAUAUUAUAAGAAAAUAAGCAUCUGUUAUCAUAUAAAACAACUGGGUUAUUCCACACCAACUCAACCAUUCAACUAGAAAGAGAGAAAGCAAAUAGCAUUCAACACGAUUCACCAUGAGGAUCAUCACUGGAGCUACCGCUGCUUUGAGUCGACGAGUGUCUGCUUUCGCCAUUGGGAGCAACAACUUUGUCAAAGCGGCCGGCCGCGGCCUUAGCUCGGCCCCACCAGAGCUGCCGCCCUGCGAUUUCACGCCAUCCGCCUACCAGGGGCCCGACCCCGAGCGGGUGAGCCGCGUGCGCCGCGACCACCUGAGCCCGGCGCUGCUGGCCUCCUUCCGGCGGCCGGUGAUCAUCCACCAGGGCCACAUGCAGUACCUGUUCGACCACACCGGCCGACGCUACCUGGACCUGUUCGGCGGCAUCGUGACAGUCAGCGUGGGACACUGCCACCCGAAGGUGACGGCGGCCGCUAGGGAGCAGAUGGAUCGGCUCUGGCACACCACCAACAUCUACCUGCACCCCAAGAUCCACGAGUACACGGAGCGACUGCUGGCCACCAUGCCGUCCCACUUGCAGGUGGUGCACCUGGUUAACAGCGGCUCCGAGGCCAACGACCUGGCGGUGCUGCUGGCGCGGCUCUCCACCGGCCACUUUGACGUCAUCUCGCUGCGCAACGCCUACCACGGCAUGGGGCCGCACGGCAUGGCGCUCACAGCACACAGCACCUGGAAGUACAACGUGGCGCACAUGUUCGGCGUACACCACGCGAUGAACGCCGACCCGUACCGCGGCCCGUGGGGCGGCGCCCGGUGCCGCGACUCGCCGGUGCAGACGGACCGUCACUGUGACUGCGCCGCCGGCCACUGCCAGGCCAGCCAGCUGUACGCCGACCAGCUGGCCGAGACGCUCCGCUACUCCUGCCCCAAGGGACGCGUGGCCGCCUUCUUCGCCGAGAGCAUACAGGGUGUCGGCGGCACCGUCCAGUUCCCCAUCGGCUACCUGCAGAAGGCGGAGGCCCUGGUCCGCGACCACGGUGGUCUGCUGGUUAUGGACGAGGUCCAGACGGGCUUCGGUCGCACCGGGGAGCACUUCUGGGCGUUCGAGGGUCACGGCGUGCGGCCUGACAUCGUCACCAUGGCCAAGGGCAUCGGAAACGGCUUCCCCCUGGCGGCCGUGGUCACCACCAAGGAGGUGGCGGCCAAGAUGUCAGAGGCGCUGCACUUCAACACGUACGGCGGCGGGCCCGUCUCGUCGGCCGUUGGCAUCGCUGUACUUGAUGCGCUGGCCGAGGACGGCUGCCAGGAGCGCGCCGGCCGGCUGGGCACGCGGCUGCUGCACGCGCUGGCCCAGCUGCGCGACCGCCACCCGGCCGUGGGCGACGUGCGCGGCAAGGGUCUGAUGAUCGGCAUCGAGCUGGUGGCGGAGCCGCGCGGCCGGCAGCCGCUCGGCACCGACGCCGUCGGCGACGUCUGGGAGCACGCCAAGGACCGCGGCCUGCUCGUCGGCAGGGGCGGACACUUCGGAAACGUGCUGAGGAUCAAGCCGCCCAUGUGCAUCACGGACGAGGACGUGGAUUUCGCCGUCGCUGUUCUGGACGAGGCGUUCACGGCUCACCUGCCUCAGUAGGCCUCCGGCCGCUGCUGCGGGGGCAGCCCGGCGUCGCCUCCAGUGGCCCGGGCGGUCCCCCAGGGAUCAGUAUGGCGCCGGCCUCUCGUGCUUGCCGCGCUAUCCCCGCACACGUGCCAACUGGUAUCUGGGAAAGCAAGCGAUCUGUACCGAAAGGGGGUCGG